AUGCAGAUUGUUCAAUUACGACAGCCUGAACAAGAGCAAAAGAGACAAGAAGAAUUAAAUCUUAAAACUAAGCUUGGAGAACCGGUGGUUGUUUGCAGUUAUUGUAAAGGUGGACAUUUCACGCGUACCUGUCCGUAUAAAAGUGAUAUGGAAGCGAUGCAGUUAUUGCAAGAACAACUUCGUGCUAAAACUGAACCUUCUGAGGAAUCUGUCAAAGAACCACAAACGGAUCGUCCUGGACGUUAUAUUCCACCAUGUUUACGUGGUGAUGCAGCCACUACCGGCUCCAGUAUGUCCUCAGAGAAGCGUCCAUUCGAUGGAAACACAGUACGUGUUACUAAUCUACCACCGGAUACAACUGCAGAUGAUCUGAAAGCAUUGUUCAGUCCAUUUGGUCAUGUAAUGCGUAUCUAUCCAGCGAAGGAUAAAUUAACUCAACAAAAUAGGGGAUUUGCAUUUAUAUCGUAUGAAACACCGGAGCAGGCGAGUAAUGCAAUAUAUGCUGUUAAUGGUCUUCGACAUAAUCAUGUCGUGCUUAAAGUUGAUUGGGCAAAACCGUCGAAUAACUAA
Heterobilharzia americana is the source of this 570-nucleotide messenger RNA. NCBI's taxonomy places the organism in Eukaryota, Metazoa, Platyhelminthes, Trematoda, Strigeidida, Schistosomatidae. The record is from the annotation of a GenBank genome assembly.